Messenger RNA from Monascus purpureus, 826 nucleotides. Lineage: Eukaryota; Fungi; Ascomycota; Eurotiomycetes; Eurotiales; Aspergillaceae. The record is from the annotation of a GenBank genome assembly.
AUGGACGCCCUUCCUAUUCAUCCAUACUACCCCCUCGAUGUUGAAAUAGCCGACUACGUCGCGAAUGAAUGGGGGACGCUGACCCUGGUCUCGAUCUUCGCCGCCGUCUGCACUGCCGUCUUCACAGUGACCUACGCGGUGGUCAAGAAAGCACGACCAAACAUAGCUGCAGGCGAAAUAUGGACAAUUCUGUGGUUCGUCUUAUCCGGCUGCAUCCACCUCAUCCUGGAGGGCUACUACGUCUACCACUUCCAGCACCUAGCCAGCAAACAGACCGUCCUGGGCCAACUCUGGAAAGAAUAUGCUCUCUCAGAUUCACGAUACCUCACCCAGGACGCGUUCAAUCUCUGCAUGGAAACCAUCACGGCUGUCUUCUGGGGUCCGCUGUCGUUCCUGCUGGCUGGCCUGAUCACGACGAACCACCACCUGCGACAUCCCCUGCAGUUGGUCGUAUCGCUUGGUCAGCUCUACGGUGAUAUUUUAUACUAUGCCACUGCGCUUUUCAAUCAUGUUGUGCAUCGCAUGUCGUAUUCUAGGCCCGAGGGUUGUUACUUUUGGGGGUAUUUUGUUUUUAUGAAUGUUUUCUGGGUCGUUAUUCCUUCUGUCCUUCUGUAUCAGAGCAUCAUGGCUAGCGGUAGGGUAUUUCUGAAGACGCAGGCUGGGUCGAACGGCACAGCAAAGAAGGUUAACUAGAACAUCCAUGAUUCUGCUCGAGUUGCUGACCCAAGAAGGAUCAUCUCAUAUCAGCAUGUCUAAUAUCCGUGAAUGGAAAUAUCCAUAGAUACAUAGUCACAAUGAGAUAUCCCAAGAGACCAUACGUGUCCUG